Molecule: messenger RNA, 553 nt
Organism: Acaulospora colombiana
Lineage: Eukaryota; Fungi; Glomeromycota; Glomeromycetes; Diversisporales; Acaulosporaceae
Source: the annotation of a GenBank genome assembly
AUCUCUCGUGUCCUUUGGUAUCAAACAACGCGCCAUCGGUGAACCCGCCAAAACCCAAGAGAUCUCGAACUACAAGAACACUAUUGGAUCCCUGAAGCGAUUAUUGGGACGUACCGUAUCGGAUCCGGAAAUCACUGAACAUGAAAAGAAGUUUAUCACUGCAAAUCUUGUCGAUGUACAUGGUACUGUCGGUGCUAAGGUAAACUAUGCUGGUGAAACCCAGAAUUACUCUGCCACACAGUUGGUCGGAAUGUUCUUGGGCAAGCUCCGAGAUAUAGCUGCAAAAGAAUUGAGCGCGGCCGUUUCAGAUGUCGUAAUUGCUGUACCAGCCUGGUACACGGAUGUGCAGCGCAGGGCACUCAUGGAUGCUGCCGCUAUCGCCUCCUUGAACCCUCUUCGCAUUAUCAAUGAAACCACAGCGGUGGCACUCGGAUACGGUAUCACCAAGUCCGACCUCCCAGAUCCAGAGAAUCCUCGCCAUGUCAUUUUUAUCGAUGUCGGCCACUCGAAUCUUACCGCCACUGUCGUCGCGUUCGCCAAAAACCAGUUGCAC